Molecule: messenger RNA, 385 nt
Organism: Caenorhabditis elegans
Lineage: Eukaryota; Metazoa; Nematoda; Chromadorea; Rhabditida; Rhabditidae
Gene: M02B7.7
Product: DUF1014-domain-containing protein
Exons: 2
Coding region: 5-331 (108 amino acids)
Source: RefSeq, marked reviewed
UCAGAUGUCUGCCAAGCAAAAGCAAAUGCAGGAUUUUUUGAAUAGAAAACGAAAAAUGGACCUGAACGUCGAGAAGGAGCCCGAGCCGUCGACGUCAUCGGAGCCAAGCAACGCGGAGCCCGUCGAUGUGGAAGAGGCGAAGAAGGAGAAGCAGAAAUACGAAAAAGCGAAAAAGGCGAUUCUGUUUGAGGCGAAACGCGCAAAGGAGCGAGCCGACGAAAUGGGACCGCAGGGAUAUUUGAAGCCAAAGAGCCUCGGUACCAACAAGGAAUUCCUGCGACGAACCAUCGAAUCGACGAUGCCGCGUCGGGGAAAAGAAGAUUCGAAAUAAACAUUUAUAUUAAACUCUUUAUUUUCCAAUAAAUUUUAAAAAUUGAACCGAAAA